Molecule: messenger RNA, 2922 nt
Organism: Ustilaginoidea virens
Lineage: Eukaryota; Fungi; Ascomycota; Sordariomycetes; Hypocreales; Clavicipitaceae
Exons: 5
Coding region: 1-2922 (973 amino acids)
Source: RefSeq, a predicted model, not a curated record
AUGGCUUUGUCCAUUUCUGAGGCUCAGGCGGAGCUUAUAAGCUCCUUGUCGCCUGACGACAUUCCAAUCAAACUACGUUGCGCAAUCUGUAGCAAACUGGCCGUCAAUGCCUUUCGACUGCCUUGCUGUGAGCAAGCCAUUUGCGAAUCAUGCCAAUCCCAUCUCCCUUCUUCUUGCCCCGUUUGCGAACACUCGCCUCUUUCUGCCGAGGAUUGCAACCCCAACAAGUCCCUCAGAACUACCAUUAGGGUCUUUCUCCGAACAGCUGAGAAGAAGAGGGAAGCCAGCAGGCCAAAGGAGACGACAUCAGCGACCCCGGCCGAGGGACCUGGCCCGACAGCUGCGGAUGCCAAAACGCAACCUGCUGGUAGUGACGCUCCAGUGAAUCAAAAGGUCAACGGAGAAGUGUCCAACAGUAAAGAUGAACCGAAUCAACAGCAAACUUCAUCACUCAAAAACUCCGAGAUGGAUAAGCCCCACGGCGAUGGACCGGCGAAACCUGUUGGCUCGGCCAAUCCGACAGAAGUUGGUACUGCAGGAAAGGCGGAGGGCAAUGCGGAGCAGCAUGACCCUGAGCACGAAAAAUAUCAACAGGCUAACAAGACGGACGAGCACAAUGGCAGCCACGAGGCCAAUGGAUUCGAAGAUUACGGAUCCGGGCCGACAAACACUGGUUUUCCCAUCAACAUUACGUUUCCAGGCGUCGGCGACUUUGGUCAAAUGCAGAUGAUGAUGGCCAUGCAAAAUGGAAUGGGGCCCAAUUCGUUUGGCAACUUCAACAUGAUGGGGAUGCCAGGAAUGGGGAUGGACCCGAUGGCGAUGCAAAACAUGUACAUGAAUGGUGGUUUUCAAGGCAUGGGCAUGAACGGCAUGGGGGGCGGCUUUGUGGGAGGGUAUGGACAAGGCUCCAAUGAUAAUAACUGGAAUGGUUCACAGCCGUGGAAUUUCGACCAGAAUAAUUACAAUCAAAAUGGUAUCGGCAUGGGCUCUGGUGAUUUUGGGAACUUUAACGCAGGAUUCCAGACAGGCUACAAUCAAGGUAAUUAUGGCCAGUUCAAUGACUAUCGCCGCUUCAACUAUGGCCGAGGCCGUGGCCGUGGCCGUAGCUUUGGCUUUGGCCUUGGCUUUUCUGGCGGACAUGGUCGUGGAGGCUACCAGCACAACGUCACGCCCAACUUUCACGGCCAAGGGCAGGGACCGGGACCGGGACCGGGACAGGGACACGGACAGGGACAGAUUUCUCCUCAAGGCAGCCAUGCCGUCUAUCCAGCGCAAAGUCAGGUCGCCGCCGCCGCCGGGGAACCUGCUGCUGAUGGCCGCAACUCUGACAAGGCGCCAGAACAAGCUCAAGCUGGAGAAGACGGCAGCAACCGAGCAACAGAGGCUGCCAGCAACAACGUCAACAACAGCAACAAUAACAACAACAGUGCCAGCAUCGCCAACAAUGCCAGCAAUGCCAAGAAUGCCGCCACUGCCGCCAAUGCCGACAAUGCCGGCAACAAUGUCGACUCGUCAACGCCAAACCAGCGUAAGGAACCGCCACGCUCUGAUCCUCCCGGUAACCCUGGUGAGUCCAGCGCUAUUCAGUCUGUCCUAGCAGCUUCGAGUGUACCCAUCAAUGCUCCAACAGGGCCCAAGGCGAUGCGACAGGGGCUGCCAAACACCAGUCUCCAUACUCUGCGUGCUCGAGGGUACCAAGUCGAUUUCGAAGGACCCAGCAAGGUGACGACGUCUGCCGCGUCGCAGCCGCCAUCGGGCCCGGCGGUUCGACCGGGCUCGCAAGGUGACUCUGUUGACCGUGAACAAGACUCACAAGCUGCUCAUGCUAGUAGAGAACAGUCGAAAGGCUUGGAGAGGCGCGACGUCCGCGUCAGUAGCCAACCCCACAGCAUCACUCGCUCACCGUCAAGGUCGCAAAGAAGCGCCAGAAGUCGGAGCAAGAGCAGGAGCGGGAGUAGGAGUGGCAGCAGGGGCGGCGGCAGCAGGAGCGGCAGCAGGGAUCCGGUCCACUCCCAAAAAAGAAGCUCUCAGCGCCGCAGGCGCCACCGCUCCGAGUCGGUUGGCGAGGAUGAGUACGAGGAUUCGCACCGUCGAAAGAAGCGUCGCGAGGGCAAGAUGUCCGGCGAUGACGACGAGCAUCAGGCCGCCAGCGAAGGCAAGCAGCGCACGGAGCGUUCCCGGUCCAGAUCAGCCGACCAGGCCAAGAGAGGCAGUCAUCGCAGCCGUCGAGGCAGAGACCACGAUGGCCGGAGGGAGCGCGUCAGGGACCCGCAUCAGGAGGCCGACAGGGCAAAGUCAUCUGGCCACAGGUCGCGUCGGGACCGAGACCACGACAGUUCGCGUCGCCAUGACCGUGAUAGAGACCGCGACCGGCGCAAAGACCGGCGGCGAGAACGAGACCGAGAGCGAGAGCGAGAGCGAGAGCGAGAGCGAGACCGAGACCGAGACCGAGAGCGAGAUCGGGACCGGGACCGGGACCGGGACCGGGAUAGAGACAAGAGACAUGCCAGCCCUAGCAGGAGAGGCUCUCGCUCGCCCGAACCCCCAGCGACCACCGGCUCCCGCUCGUCCAACUCCCGGGGCCAAGAAAAGCCGGGCAGCGGCAGCGGCAGCAAGUCGGGCACACCCGUCGACCCGCACACCUUGGAGCGGGAAGCCCGCAAUCGCGAGCGCCUGGUCAAGGAGGCACAGCGGAUGGCCGGCCUCGGCUCUCUGGGAGGCUCCAAGCGCGGGCGCGACGGCGACGGGGGCGACGGGGGCGGUGGCAGCGGUGGCGGCGGUGGCGGCGGUGGCGGCGACGGCAGCAGCGGCCGCCGCAAAGGCAGACGGUCCCGUCGACGCGGCGAGGCCAGAGACGGUGCCGACGAGGAAGAACGCAUGCGCCGAUUGGAGGCGGAGCGCGAAGGCGGCCGUUGGGGCUGA